GACAGUGGUGCCGCCACUGCGGUGGUGGGAGAACUGGCGCGGUGGUGGGGGAACGGCGCGCCGUGGUGGGGAUAGAGCGGCGAGGACGAGCGUCCGCAGUCGUGUCCGAGCCGCGCGCUAAAAAGGACGCGUCUCUGCGUCUGUCAUCUGCCAACGGGAGAGGAAGAUUUUUUGCCUCUCUCGACGCGCGUGUCCGCGGUCCGUUUCGACGUGACGUGCGCGAGUGAGAAGGAGACGCUCCUCUUCCGAGGAUGAAGAUCCGUAAAGACGGCGCGGUUCACUGAUUUUUGUCUCGGACUCGCUCGGCGGACUCCGCCGCGCGAGCACGUGCGUAGCAGUAGUGCGUAGAGUGCAACGACGACGACGGCACGGCGUCCUGUUGUGAGCGAGUGAACGCUCGCUCGGAAUUUCAAUGGUGCGUACGUAAAAGGACGAAUCGACGUCCGCGUUGUGUGUCUCUCCCGUUUAUAUAUGCAUAUAUGUAUGUAUGUCGUUGACGGGACGAGUGACAGAUCGGAGAGAGAGAAUCGUUUAUAUAUAUAUAUAUAUAUAUAUAUAUAUGUAUGGGAAAGCAAAGUACCGGCCGACUAUUUGACCUGACCGGAAGAAGCUGGGGAGAGUACACAUCGCCGGAUAUCUCGCGUGCUUCCAGGAUGGCGUGGUAACCUCGGGGAGAGGCACAAAGUGUUCGCCGCCGUCGAAGGUUUACGGAGAAAGAGAGAGCGAUAGAAGCGCAGAGGGAUCGCACACGCCGAUCGCACGCACGCACGAACGCAAGCAGCAAGCACGCACGUACGCACGCACGCACGCAUGAAGGUCCCAUGGCUACCGGAUUGGUAAAGUGGUGGCGAGCAAGGUUCCUCGCCGGCUACAGACCCUUUUCUGUUGUGGGAACCAACGCGGAAGGUAGCGAUUCCGAGGAGUUGCUGACGGGGAUUCCGACGACCUGCAAUGUCUCGUCACCGCCGACGACGACGGAGUCGAAACCGACUUUAAUUUCCCCUGCGGAGCCGCCGCAGGUAGCGGUUGAUGGCCCGAGCGUACCUGCAGCAGGACCUACCGGUAAUGACGAACAGCCUACUUGCGGUACAACGAAACAACUUAGUCUCGAGCAGCAAGUCGCCUGCAAGGUAUCGGUCACGGAAGAUGGUGACACGCUGAAGGAGAUCGCCUUCACCCUGUACGACUUUAACGGCCAGGGGAAAAUAACGAAGGACGACAUAGCCGGUCUGGUGACCACUAUCUACGAUAAGCUGGGCGCCUCGACCAUACAGGUACCGUCGUGCGGCAGCAAGAUAAUUAACGUGACCUUGACGGUGUCGCCGGAUCAGCGGACCAGCAGCAAACAGACGCCACGCAACGCGCCUUGUAUUGCUGCGCAGACGUCGCAGACGACGACCACGACGUUGCCCACGAGUGCCCAUCAACACAACAAUCCGUCGUCCUGCUGUCAUUUGAAGCACGUCGCCCCCUGCAGUCAUGCGACCACCGCCGCCACCCGGCAUUACGCGAGCAGAGUUCCUAGGAGGAGGAGAGCGACGCGGUACCGCUGUCGGGACCUACAUUCCUCCGUGUACAAUACCCACAAGAUUGAGCGAAAAGAAGUGGAGACUCACAGCGAGGACGAGGACGAGAAAGCCCGUGCGAAUCGGGUGCAACAGGAGGAGCUGCGCAAAAGAGUCGGUCCGGUGCCCCAUUUACCAUCCCCCUAUUCAAACAGCUCCGAGGGUGAUGUGAGCGACGACAGUGGUGACACUUCCCCCGCGUUCUCACCAUUAACGCCUCUUCUUACGAUGAAUCAGAAGAAACGGAGCGGCGCUCUGCAAAGACAGCAAUUGUUGGAGAUCAUUCAGGCUAACAUGGAAAAAAAUAAUCUCAGUUUUCACACAUCAAGGAAACGGCAUCAAAACAGCGAGCAACCGCGCAAUCCAUCUCAGAGUCCUAAUCUAGGAACGUCGAAUCACAAUAAUCAAGACUGUCAGGCGUCUCCUCACCAAGGGGCCACGCACUACUAUUACUACAGCUACAAACCGAUCCGGGAGAGCGCGACCCAUCAUUCCGCGUCAUUUCCCAAAACGCCGACGAAAUCGCGAACGGCGAAUCACAGAAAGACGCGACACGCGACACCGAAGAACAACGCGACGGUACAUUCCUCCCCCCAGACGACGUACUCGCAGCUGCUGAAUCGCAACGUGUCGACGGUCUACAACGACACGCCGCAGCACACGAGCAACACGACUCACCGCAACAUCGUUAACCUCGUGCCCAACAACAACCAGCAAACUGCCAAUCAUCAAACGACGAUUACCAAUAAUCACAACAAUUUGCAGCGCAACGACGCGCAGUUCCUUCAUUCGCAACAGUGCAACAGAUCCAAGAAGCAUCAGCUCAAGCACGCCACGAGGGAGCAGGAUCAGGCCCGCGCGAUGGCUCAGGUCGUGCGCUGGCUCGAGCGGGAAUUCUCGCAGAACGUGGGGGGCAGCCGAAGACACGUUCACGAGCAUGUACACCACCACUAUCAUCAUCACCACUAUCCCUAUCCCCCCGAGGCUCUGGUCUAAUUAGCGAUAAAAUCGGGUGGUUUUUUUUCUGUAAACGUCUCAGAUCUUUGGAAAAGCUUUUACAAUACAAUGGAAUAUAUUUUAGAAGAGAACCCAAGUAGCAAACUGUCGUCAUUAGAUGUCAAAAUGACGUACGCUUGCUACCUGGGAACUUUGAUUUAUAUUAUGCUCUGUUAUUUCGAUAUCGAGGAGAUAUAAUUUAAUAUUUUUCUUAAACAGCGUCGUAAGAUGUGUUUUAUACUUCCGAGCUCUUAUAUAUUGCCCCCGCUAUAUAGAUUAUCUAUUAAGAAAUCGAUAUGCAAUCUCGUGGCAUAUAAGUUAUUCAUUGAAUCUCCAGUUUGUUCUCUUGUACGAGACAAACUGUGCAGUUUGUACAUAUAUCGCAUUGUUCGAUUAUACAUAUAUAUAUAUCCCUAGUGUUAAUAUGCGAAUAAUGGUGAUGCAAAUCAUCGGAUAUUUUUAUUCUGAUAUAAACGACUGAAUUUCUCCUUCGAAAAACGCGCAUCGAACAUUUGCGAUGCUCUUAGAUAUUGCCUUUGUUGCGUAAAUUUAUAAGCUAGACGAGAAGAGACAUCUUUUAUACUCUUCCAAUAUUGUAAGUAGCAAAUGACGCUACAGUUUGUUUUUAAAAAAUUGUAAAUUAAAUCGUAAAACACUAUUUGCGCGAGUUUUUUCUUUGACAAAGAUAUAGUUACUAUAAAAAUCUCAGGCUUAUACAAUAUAUCGCAUUGCGACGAGAUAAAUGCAUUUCAGGAUUUAGAGACGAUAGAAUACACAUUAUUAUUGCGCAUAUUAUAGGAGUAAAAAUUACGUUUUUACUCGAAACAGAAAAAUGCAGACGUUCCUUUUUCACUCGAACUUACGAUAAACUACGGCUAUCCAUCGUUGUACAUAAAAAAAAAGUAUCCCAAAGAGAAUCCUUCCUUCAGUAUACAAGCGUUAAGAGAAACAGACAGUCUAGAGUCGUAACGAUAAUUUAAAAAAAAAGUUCGAUACACAGUCUCCUACGAAUGUUCCUGUAACCAGAAGUUGAUAUAAUUCUUCCCCGAACCCAAGUUUAAUGGUGCUUAUGUACAUUUAGAUUUUCACACAGGAACGGAAUAAUUCUUUCGGUAAAGAAAUGUUCGAUUCUCUCAUAUAUAUAUUUUACAGAGCGUGUUUUUAUACUUUUGUAAUCUCGUUAUAUUUUAGCAAUUACAUUGUACAACCAUUUCAAGAUACUCUUUUUCGGCAGAAAUAUCGAGGGACAUUUUCGUAGGAAAUAAAGGGAAAUUUUUAGCAAAUUAAACUUUAGAGGAAGAAAGAAAAUAUAUUCCACGAAUAAUUUCGCGCGUGCGAUUAUUAAUAAAACUUCAAUAAAAAUUGUAAACUUGUGCGAUAAAGAAUUCAUUCAUCUCUGAAGAUGCUUUCGCGCCAAGAAAAAAAUCUGACAUUCGUAAGAAUAACGAUCUAGUUAGUUCUAAAUUACGAGAGACGAAGCUCUUUCGUUGUCUGCAAAGUACGAUUGUGGAUCGAAAAAGAGAGAGUGACGAUUAAAUUCUUAUUCUAGUGCCUUGUAACGUCUAUGUAACUAGUUUCACGCAUGUACUUGCGAACAUUGAAUCUUUUUUUCGGUAAAAAAAUCUGUUUUUACUCAUCGCACACGCGAGUGAAGUCCCGUGUCGGACAUUAAACUGUAUUAUUUAAGAUUCGCGUCGUUCUGCUGCUGUAAAACUCGUUGCAAAAACUUGGAGAACCUGUUGUUACAGUUGUCGAAACGGCGAUUAUUAUUCACAUCACUGGUGAAUGCAAAACAUGCAAAACACGCGUGAUGUAACGCGUGCAAAUGCAAAUGAUGAAUGUCGACAAUAUCUCUCGUCUCGGGUAUCAAUGAGAAAAGUAUUACGAUUACCUUUAGCGCAAUUAAUACUAAAUGCGAUUAAUAUUAAGAUUAGAUAAUUGAGAGAGAGGAGAGAGAGAGAGAGAGACAAACGUAAGGGUCCUCGAUAAUAUUAUGUUGCGAAUCAUGUAAUUUUAUAUAUUGAUAUUUGUAAUUUGUGUAGAUAUUUUCUGUAACUUUUUUUCUAUUGAUAUUUAUUAAAUCAUGUUUUUAUACAUUA
Molecule: messenger RNA, 4660 nt
Organism: Nylanderia fulva
Lineage: Eukaryota; Metazoa; Arthropoda; Insecta; Hymenoptera; Formicidae
Gene: nkd
Product: NKD inhibitor of WNT signaling pathway naked cuticle
Biological process (GO): negative regulation of Wnt signaling pathway
Cellular component (GO): cytoplasm
Molecular function (GO): calcium ion binding
Source: RefSeq, a predicted model, not a curated record